GAGAGUCGAUGGAGCAGAAGAUGAUCCGGGCAUUGGAGGUUUGGUCGAAGAGAUCAGAAACAACCAAGGAGAUGGAAUCGGGGUCAUCAGAAAGGACAGUGACUGAUAAGGGCAAGCAGCCGGCGAGAGAGGAAAGGGGCGAAAGAAGGGAGGUGCCCUUGUUCGAUAUGCGACUGAGGAAGCUGGAAAUACCGAUAUUCAAAGGAGAACCAGGUGAGGAUCCAAUGGGAUGGUUCCAUAGAGUUGAAAGAUAUUUUGUUGUGAACAGGUUAUCGGAGAAGGACAAAAUCGAGGCUGCAAUCUUGUGUUUGGAAGGAGAAGCUUUGGAAUGGCAUCAAUAGGAGGAAGAAAGGACGUUGAUGGAUACAUGGGCCAAAUUUAAAGAACAACUCCUGCUACGAUUCUUACCAGUCAAAGAAGAAGACCGGAGGGCACAGUUUCUCACCUUGAAGCAGGACGACAGUGUGCGAGCUUACCGGCGGCGAUUCGAGCAACUCUCACAGCCGUUGAAAGACCUAUUCGAUGAGACGUUAAAAAGCAAGUUCGUUAGUGGGCUGAAGGAAGACAUUCAAAUCGAAAUGAGGAUGUUCAAGUUGAUUGGGCUGAAAGAGAAGAUGAGAAUAACCCAAAUAAUAGAAGAUACGAAGGAGGCCCGAAGAAAGAAAUGGGGCAACCCGACUCCGGCAAAAUCAACAAGCGUGUCUUCAAACUCGGGACCCAACUCGACCACCUGUCAAACCGGCUCCAAUUCGAAUCAGAACACGCACGCAUCUGCCUGAACGAUCUCUCUCAACCCGACCCGCCCAUCAGUGAGAUGCAAAUCCGAAGGGACAAGGGACUCUGCUACCGUUGUGAGGAGAAGUAUACACCAGGGCAUCGAUGUAAAAAGAAGGAGCUAAGUAUUUUGCUUUACCACGAUGAGGAGGAAGGAGAUGAUAUCCUGGAAACAGAGGACGAACCAGUGGAGGCCAAGAUACCCAUGACAACUACCUUAGAAUCUAUGGUGGUGGAAGAUAGCGAACAAGAAGCAGCAAAGCUAUCCCUAAACUCUCUUGCAAGGAUCGAUUCACCUCGUACGAUUAAAGUCAGGGGAGCUAUAGGAGAUAGGGACGUGAUUGUUCUCAUUGACAGUGGUGCCUCACACAACUUCAUUGAUAACGAACUAGUAUCAGCCCUGAAACUGCCACAGACACCAACAUUGAGUUAUGGAAUUAUGCUGGGAACAGGGACAUUAGUGAGGACGACGGGCAUUUGCAAGGGGGUAAUUCUUAACCUUCCAAACUUAAUUAUUAUCAAUGACUUCUUUCCUUUGCCCCUGGGUAGUGCUUAUGUGGUGUUAGGAGUGCAAUGGCUGAUGACUUUAGGACAAGUCGAAUGCGAUUAGGGAACGUCCGAGAUGGAAUUUCAAGUAGGUGACUGGAGAGUACACUUGCAAGGGGACCAUAGCCUAUGAAAGCACAGAUUUCACUAAAGUCAAUGAUGAAAUUGGUAAAAGGAGGGGGCCAAGGUAUCCUUCUCGAGCUAAACUCGCUCAUGACUUUUGAAAGAAAUGGAGCAACACAGUCAAUAGUAGAGCUACAACCGGAAAUACAAGAGAUCUUAGAGAGAUACCAAGCCGUUUUUAGUUCAGUAGAAGGGUUACCACCAAUGAGACAUCAUGAACACCACAUCGAACUCAAGCCAGGGGCAGGUUUAGUGAAAGUUAGGCCGUAUAGAUACCCACAAUUCCAGAAGGACGAGAUUGAGAAGCUGGUAGAAGAGAUGCUCACUGCCGGGAUCAUUCAGCCCAGUGUAAGUCCUUUCUCAAGCCCGGUGUUAUUAUUGAAGAAGAAGGAUGGUAGCUGGCGGUUUUGUGUCGAUUAUAAGGCAUUAAAUCAAGUCACAGUACCAGAAAACUUCCCUAUUCCAAUGGUUGAGGAACUCCUUGAUGAAUUGGCUGGUGCACGGGUAUUCUUGAACAUUGACUUGAAGUCAGGAUACCAUCAAAUUCGAGUGGCUCCUUCAGACAUACACAAAACCGCAUUUCGCACUCAUGAAGGCCACUACAAGUUCUUAGUCAUGCCAUUCGGUUUGAGAAACACUCCAUCUACAUUUCAAUCGGUGACAUAUCGUAGGAUGAAGGAUGCCCUGAUACAAUUGAGCAAAGGGGUACAUAGAGGACCUGCUGCUGAUCUUAUUCCUGUAUUAUUUGGAGAGAGGCAACCAUCAAUGUCCAAAACUGAUGUUAAAUUCAAACCCUUCAACUCCAAUCUUGAUCACUCUCAGAAAGAUGCCAUCUCGAAAGCCCUAUCAGCAAAAAAUGUAUUUCUGCUGCAUGGUCCACCGGGAACUGGAAAAACCACAACAGUGGUGGAAAUUAUCUUACAAGAAGUAAAGCGUGGGUCAAAAAUUCUAGCAUGUGCUGCUUCAAAUAUUGCUGUCGACAACAUUGUUGAGAGACUUGUUCCUCACAGAGUAAAGUUGGUGAGAGUGGGACAUCCUGCUCGUUUACUUCCUCAAGUGUUGGAGAGUGCUCUAGAUGCCCAGGUCUUGCGUGGGGAUAAUAGUUCUCUUGCAAAUGACAUUCGGAAAGAGAUGAAGGCAUUAAAUGGGAAGCUUCUGAAAGCCAAGGACCGAAACACACGGAGAGAUAUCCAGAAGGAGCUUAGAACACUGUCAAAGGAAGAGCGGAAUAGACAGCAGUUAGCUGUAACAGAUGUAAUAAAAAGUUCAGAUGUUGUUCUAACAACUUUGACAGGGGCAUUUUCUCGCAAACUGAAUAAUAUUUCAUUUGAUUUGGUAAUAAUUGAUGAAGCUGCCCAAGCACUUGAAAUUGCAUGCUGGAUAGCUUUGUUAAAGGCCUCAAGAUGCAUUCUUGCCGGAGACCAUCUUCAGCUUCCUCCAACAAUCCAAAGUGUCGAAGCAGAGAAGAAGGGACUGGGAAGAACCCUAUUUGAACGCCUGGCUGAAAUGUAUGGAAAUGAAGUGACGUCUAUGCUUACCGUCCAAUACCGUAUGCAUGAACUUAUCAUGGAUUGGUCAUCAAAAGAGCUUUAUGAUAGUAAGAUCAAAGCUCAUUCAAGUGUUGCUGCACAUACGCUUUAUGACCUUGAGGAUGUGAAAAAGACAUCAUCAACUGAACCUACCCUUCUGCUCAUAGACACAGCUGGGUGUGAAAUGGAAGAAAAGAAGGACGAAGAAGAAAGCACCUUAAAUGAAGGUGAAGCUGAGGUUGCUAUGGCUCAUGCAAAGAGGCUGAUCCAAAGUGGCGUUCAACCUUCUGAUAUUGGAAUUAUAACUCCUUAUGCUGCACAGGUUGUGUUACUAAAAAUGUUGAGAAGCAAUGAAGACAAACUAAAAGACAUUGAAAUCUCUACAGUUGAUGGCUUCCAAGGAAGAGAGAAGGAAGCUAUUAUCAUCUCCAUGGUCCGAUCAAAUUCAAAGAAAGAGGUAGGGUUCUUAAGCGACCAUAGACGAAUGAAUGUAGCUGUGACUCGAGCAAGAAGACAAUGUUGUCUGGUUUGCGACACCGAUACAGUAACUCAUGAUGCAUUUUUGAAGCGCCUAAUCGAAUAUUUUGAAGAAAAUGGUGAGUAUCUUAGUGCCUCUGAGUAUCAGAAUGAAUAAUAUAAGUUUCAGGUAAUGUUUUCCAUUUAGGCUGGUCUAGGGGAACUGUUAUCUGAAAAGUGGAAUUUAUUGAAUUUUCAAGUUUCUCCAAACAGCAGAAAAUUUGAUGAUCUAGUAUUUAUAUAGAUGAUGUUUCAUUAUA
Molecule: messenger RNA, 3748 nt
Organism: Benincasa hispida (wax gourd)
Lineage: Eukaryota; Viridiplantae; Streptophyta; Magnoliopsida; Cucurbitales; Cucurbitaceae
Source: RefSeq, a predicted model, not a curated record